AUGAGUUUUGUUGGCGAUAUGGAGAACCUUCCUCCAAAUAAUGUCGAGAAUACGUAUAUGCGAAGGUUCUACCACCAGAAGCAUGCUGAACUGGAAUUUGAAAUGCAAAGUUUACGAGAGCUAAAGCAUCCAGAAUAUGCCAGUACAAUACAGAUGCUUGAAGAGCAGUUCAGGACUGAGCUAGAAGCAGAAGAAAUCUCCGAUCAGCUUGAGAAGGAGCGCAUCGAGGAACAGUAUGAACGAGAGAAAGAAGCAGCGGAAAGAGAACUCGAAGAGCGAUUAACUGAACUUAUGGAGGCUAUGAUUCAGGAAUGUGAAGAACAAAAGAAAAAGAUUGAUCAUGAAUUUCAUAAUUCUGAUAUUUCCAGUACACCGGCAAACGAUUUUCCCAGCAAAAAAAGCCUUCGGAGGAGGCCGAAUGAACCAACGCCAUAUGGUGAAAAGCACAUGCAUGCCAAAACACGUCCUAACAUUGCGGAUGCUCUCACUGAUCAGGAGAUUCAGGAAGAUCUGCUGCUCUUAGAAGAAGCUGAAUUGAAAUGCGCAUAG
This is a messenger RNA of Acanthocheilonema viteae, 549 nucleotides long. Lineage: Eukaryota; Metazoa; Nematoda; Chromadorea; Rhabditida; Onchocercidae. The record is from the annotation of a GenBank genome assembly.